Gasterosteus aculeatus aculeatus (three-spined stickleback) is the source of this 5489-nucleotide messenger RNA. It is a transcript of the gene ngef, whose product is annotated as neuronal guanine nucleotide exchange factor. Gene Ontology annotation, molecular function: protein binding; guanyl-nucleotide exchange factor activity. The record is from RefSeq and is a predicted model, not a curated record. Lineage: Eukaryota; Metazoa; Chordata; Actinopteri; Perciformes; Gasterosteidae. Gene Ontology annotation, biological process: activation of GTPase activity.
UAAGUGACGCACUCUGGUUCCAAAGGCUGCCUUUGUAGCUAACAACACUUUUGUUCGGACUGACAGGAGCGGUAGACGUGGGGCCCAGGAACCCAUUUUCUGUUCUUGGACUCGGUUAUAGGAUUUAAUUCUCCCCACAACUUUCCUUCUCUAGUCAUGGAUUUUCUCCUGGAUUCUGGCUAAUCAUGACAUCUUUUUUUAUCCCAGUUUCCUCAAAGUUAAAAAUUGUUUUUCACACUCACUUUGUUUUUAAAAGCAAAGAGAAUCAUUUACUAUGUCAGUGGCUGCUCUAUUCAGGAGCAAGUGGGGGCACAAGUCACAGCCACCACCUGAGAAACAUCCAGCAGCUUUGGUUAAACCCAGCCACGGAGAGGACGACGAUGAAGAUUUGACCAGAGAGCCUAUCCGCAGGAACUCCCGCUUCUAUCGGUCAAUGAGGAAGAAGAGGCAGAGUUCAUCUGAGCAGCUUGAAAAUUCUACCAAUCCUGGUUUGGACCAAAGUCCUUCCAGCAGAGCUGGAGUCACCUAUUCUCAUGCUCCCUUGUCCAAUAAAUCACCUUUGUUGCCCAUGGACAGACGAGCUGUGUUGCCAAGCAAUGAUGGGGCCAGAGAUGUGGAUAAGAGAGGAGGAGGAGUGGGAGGAGGGAGGAGUGUGGACAUAUCUGCUGCCUCCGACAGCCAGCAUAAGAAUUGUGCAGCCGACAUGAUCACGUACCGGACUCACGGCAUUCAUAGCAGGGACAUAAAAAACCUGUCAGCACAAACAACUGCAGCUUGCACUUUACAGGAGGUCGGAAGGGAAACCAUGAGUGCUCAACGGCCCAGUUCUCACGGAGCGGAUCAGGACAACGCCAACCUCAGGUUGCCGAGCAAUGGUGCUGGCUCCCAGACAAUCUGCCACAGCCUCAACAUCAUCAAAAAUAUUGCCUUCCUCUACCAGGAAUACCGGGACACUUCUAAGCAGCAGGAGAUUGAGCAGCGGCGGCAGCGUGAGAACCUUUCUCCUGAGGUCCCACCGGGGACUUUGAUGGAUGGGUCCGGUGUCCUGUCCCCUCCCGUGUUGCAACUGCAGCUUAGGAACAAUGCUCAGUCACUGAGCUUAUGGCAGAACCUGGAAGUAGUGCAAGCCAGUGGCCUGCUCACCCGAUUACCACAGAGUGAAAUCAUAAUGCAGGAGGCCAUGUUUGAGCUAGUUACCUCGGAAGCAUCGUACUACAAGAGUUUGGAGAUUUUAGAGACUCACUUCCUACGUAACCCAGAUUUGAUCAACACUCUCAGCCAAUCUGAUGUGCAUUUUUUGUUCUCCAACAUUGAGGAAGUGAUGAAGGCCAGUGAAAGGUUCCUGAUGGAUCUUGAGCACCGAAUGGAGAAGUCUAUUUUGAUAUCUGAAGUGUGUGACAUUGUUUACCAUCACGCUGUGGAACACUUCAAUGUCUUCAUCAAAUACGUCAUAAACCAGGUCUACCAAGAGAAGAACUAUAGACGCAUUUUAGAGGGAAACCAGGCUUUUCGGGAAGCCAUGGCUUCACUUGAGAACCAUCCACGCGUCAGGGGCCUGUCCUUUACCUCAUUCCUCAUCCUUCCAUUCCAGAGGAUCACAAGGCUCAAGUUGCUUGUACAAAAUAUCCUGAAAAAAGCAGAAGAAAACUCAGAAAUUGAACAAAAUGCUAUAAAAGCACAUCAGCAACUGGAGCAGAUUGUGAAAGAAUGUAACGAGGGGGUGAGAAAAAUGAGUCGCACCGAAGAGCUUAUCAGUAUUGAGAAAACACUGGAGUUCAAAUCAAAGUCUGUGCCUAUCAUUUCACACUCGCGCUGGUUGCUAAAGAAGGGUGAAGUGCAGCACAUGACUGGUCCUAAGACCUCUAGGACCAUGCGGAGUCGUAAACUCUACCAACCAGUCUACCUCUUCCUUUUUAACAAUCUGCUGCUGGUGACCAAGCGCAGCUCAAGUGGAGAUAAGUUUCAGGUUAUUGACUCAUGCACACGAGCCAUGUUGAGGACUGAAGACCUUGAAGACCAGGGCCAACUUCUAGCCAAUGUCUUUAAUCUGAAACUGCUGGAGAACCAAGAAGAGCGUGCGGUCAACUACAUGCUCAAGACCUCGAGUAUGAGUGAAAAGCUGCGAUGGACGUGUGCCCUCACUCCUAACAGGCGCACACGCUUUAUGUCUACUAGUGCCCACCAACAAGACUCUCCGCAGGUGCAAUGUAUUCACUCAUACUCAUCUCAGGAGCCGGAUGAACUCUCCAUCGAGACGGCUGAUGUUUUAAACCUCCUGGAAAGAACAGACGACGGCUGGAUGAUGGGGGAAAGGCUCCAUGAUGGCGAAAGGGGCUGGUUCCCCUGUCGAUUAGUAGAGGACAUCCUGAGCAAGGAGGUCCGAGCUCAGAACCUGAGAGAGGCCUUCAGGAUCCAGCAGGCCCAGAAAGGUGGGGGAGUUCUGCAAACUGAAGCCAGGAUUGGGUCAAGGGCUGCGAGACGCACUCCAAAGUACUCCACCUUUUCCAAUCCUUAAUGAAGAAAAACAGAACGGCAGUAACAGUGAUGAAUGUGAACAUUUAAGGCCAUAUGAACCAAAAGAAAUGAUCAGGAUACAUGUGACUUAAAUGCCAUGCAAUGACAUCUUGUUCCUUUGAUUUUCACUUAGCAGUUGAUGGCUUUAGAAAUCCAAAUGAUCAAAGCACUUUGAGUCACUUAUCUUGUACAACCGAUGCUGCAUGUCUCAUAUAAAAGGCACACUGAAGGUGUUUUGUAGGCCGACGUACAGUGGUGUGUAUUACAUGGGACAAAGCUCUCAAAGGUUUUGGUUUGGGGAUGGAAAUACACUUGUAAAGAAAGUGUGACUAUUCAGCUGCACGGGCAUGUUUUAAAAGUUGUGUGUGUUCAUUUCAUUGUAAAAUACCUUUCAUAACUGAAUUAUAUCCUACAGCCACAACACAAACAUUUAAGUGUACGGUGACCACAAGAGUGUAAUGUAAAACAAAUCUAAAUCUAAUACAGAAAACAAAACAAAUAAGCAUUUUAGCUUACAUGACCACUUUAAAAGUUUUGAUGAAUUUCUAUUUAAAAUGAAGUCUGCACCUAUAAAUAAUCAAAUAAUUGAGGAAGCUAAAAAGAUACUCCACCAAAAAUCUUUUUAAUUUGAAACACUGCACACUUCCAUGGUUGAUUGCUGGCUGUAAAAUAUUUCAUAUGUAGUCAGCUUAGCUUCAGUUACAAAAUAGACAGGACAUCCAUAAAAAAAUGUGUGGUGUCAACAUAUCUGCAUCAAAUAUAUCGCACCCACACAGAAACUCAAUAUAUCUCUUUGGGUGUUUUACAAAACUAUGAACAUCCAUAUCAAAACUGGCAAACGUACCAAAAAAGACCAAGAUCCAAAUCUGCCUAUACAUGACUGAACAGUAUAACGGCUUGGCAAGGUGACUGAUCAGAACACACACGCCCUUAUCAAAACAGACUCAGUCUGUUAUGGUCUACACACCCCAUUAUAUUUAAAUAGCAUCUGACGAGUCUUAUUUAGUGCAGAAACAUUUGACAUAUUCUGUUAAUGAAACUCACGUCCCAGUUUCCUUUACAAUAGUUAUAGUUUGUUUUAGCUAUCAUAUUGCAUUACCCGUGACCCCUAGUUGGUUACAUUAGAUUUAAGCUAAAUAACCUUGUUGAAUGGCACUAUAUUUACUACAAUAUUUAAAUCAUACUCUUGUGCUAUUUUUUCAGAAGUUUGAUUGUGAAACAAGUGGGGAAAUAUGCGCAAAAGACUGUUUUCAUCUAGAUUAAUGUAGUACAUAUAGCGUAUUUCAUUUCUGUAGCUCAUUAUGACGAGAGAAGAAAGAAAACCACAACUCUUAGAGCUAAUAAUCUAACCUGAACAUACAUUAAUUUUUUAAUUUCAUACACUUGAAAGCAGGCAAUGUUUUUUCAGUUUCAAUAUUGUAGAUUUAUAUGUCUUGAUUUUUUAGCAUUGACAAACUUGAAUGUUUGCCAUUGUGCAGGUAUUUUUCAAUUUGUUCUAACUUUAAAAAGGUGGUAAAUUUGACUAUGCAAAGAUAUAGAAGAGUAAUGUAUUUGUGAGCCAAGCAUGGAGUCACUCUUCCUUUGUGUGUAUUUUUGGCCGUUCUGAACUGCUUUCCUUCAAAGGUUAGAGCUGAUAACGGCAUCUUGACCAAUGGAGAAUCACCCACUAUCUAGUUUCCCCUUUGGUAACCACUGUUGGCUUUGUCAGUACGUUUCCCACCCUUUGCACGAGCUUCCUGCUCAGCUGAUGCCAUGUUGGGAGCUUCUGCAAUGCAUCUAGAUCUUCUUCUUAGAUGUCACAUGAUAAAACAGAAACACGUGAGUGUACUAGCAUAUAUUACAAUAAUCAGUGCAAAUAGAAAAAAAAUAAUGUACAAAGAUAAUUUUGAUUGAACAACUCAUAACUUAUAGCUAUACAGAAUGUAAAUAUAGCAUACAGACAUCAGAAAGUGUUAUUGCAGUUUUAUAGUAAGAUGUACUUGGAAACAUAAUAUUCUACAGGUAGCACCUUCCUGUGCAUUACCAACGGAGCACCUGCUGUAAUAACGUAUAAUAGUAUAGUAUCAUUUUACACCUGCCAGAAGCCCAAGCUGACCACAAUCUUUGUUCUCUGUCAAAGAAAGAACUGCAAACUAAUAGUCACCUUCAGAGCCUUCGGUGUUUUCCAGUGAAGAUACAUUUUAUGUGGAUUACCCUUUUUUAAACAUUCUAUACAACAGUAGUACACAUACACAAACACGGAUCUACACCAGGGAUGAAUACUAUAAGCAGUUUACUGCAAAAUGACUGCAAUUUAUUAUACUGUAUGGGGUGUGUCAACACAAUGGAUCAGCAUGAUUGUAAAGCAUGUUCAUCUUUAAAUAUGCUCUAUGUACUGUGAUACAAAUAUUUGAUGUUCCAUUUAAUAAUUACUAAAGAAUUGUUAUUUCAUUUUGUAAGAUAAAUUGUUCAUGAAACAAAUGUAAUCAGAGAUGUCCCUGACUCACUGACGAAAAUGGACAAAUGUAAUUUGUAUUUUAUUCAUGCACAGCUGUUCUUUACACUUUGUACUCCUCUGGGGCUGGUAUAGUCAGGCAUCCAAUCAUUUACCACUUCCAGCAGGGCGCUUCAGGAGGAGAUUCAUAGUAUCAUCUUCCAUUGUAACCUUUACAUUGUAGCGGAUAAGCAUUGCUACAAUUAAGGCUGGUACGAGCUUAACAAAGCCACCCGGUCAGCUAAAAUACAAUACCAGGGCAAAAAGUUGUGGUUAUUUCUUUCUGAGCAAAUAUUCUAUCACUCCAAGCUCUCUGGCUUGAAUAGAUAGAGUUUCAUUUAGGGCAGUAUUCGGAUCUGUCACUUUUUGCUCUUAAAGUGAUUUUCUUUUGUAGAAAAUAUUGCUUUUCAUAAUAUUAAAUAACAAUAAGUAUUCAAACCAAGUUAAUAUCACAUAGAUUAUGUUUGCUCUGAUUAAUGUAUAAAGAUUUCUAUAAACUUGA